This is a messenger RNA of Talaromyces stipitatus ATCC 10500, 246 nucleotides long. RefSeq lists its product as uncharacterized. The record is from RefSeq and is a predicted model, not a curated record. The transcript has 2 exons. The coding region runs from base 1 to 246 and encodes 81 amino acids. NCBI's taxonomy places the organism in Eukaryota, Fungi, Ascomycota, Eurotiomycetes, Eurotiales, Trichocomaceae.
AUGACUGCUUUGACAGCAUACCUGACAGGGUAUGGUUACUAUGGUAUGGCACGAACCCGUGAUCGAGUCUUGUCACCUGACGCUAGCCCAUACUUGACCAUGGCUCAGACGACUGAGAUCGAAGACUCACUGGACCUGUCUUCGCAAACCGAGAUGACGGAUAUCCAAGGCUCCGGCAUGGUGGCAAUGACUUCAUUGGCAAGUCGUCGAUUUGUCAUGUGUUGGGCAUUUCGAUACGUGCAUUGA